AGAAAAAGCGACUAUGAACAUUUUGCCUAAAACUUCGGUUGGUCUUUGUGUUCAGAGUCAUUGAAACUUGAUUGCAAUGGAGAACUCGCAGAAUUCGAACAGCAAUCUAAACCCUAAUCCGAUUCGCAUCCAGAAUCUUGUAUCGUCGCCGAUUGCUGUGUUAUGGCCGACAAUUGAUGGCUCACUCGGGCUGUCGGAGGAAGAAUCGGUGAGCUAUGCCCGCAGAUUCUAUAAAUUUGGAUUUGCAUUGCUUCCAUUUCUUUGGGCGGUUAAUUGCUUCUACUUCUGGCCAGUUCUUCGCUCUCGCUCAUUUCCUCGCAUUCGUCCCUAUAUUGUUGGCUCAGCUAUUGGUUUUGCUGUUUUCAUGGCCAUUAUCUCGUCUUGGGCCUUGACAUUUGCCAUUGGAGGAGAACGCCUCUUUGGACCUGUUUGGGAUAAACUAGUGAUGUACAACCUUGCUGACAAAUUAGGAUUAACAGGUUGGAGCUAGUCUGGUUCCAUUCCUUCAGCAACCAACUUCGAACUUGUUCUUGUAUAUUUUAAGAUGUGUAACUCUCUACUGUCAUUCUUUUCUUGAAAUAUCAAAGUUGAAGCUUUUAGUUUCACUUCUCUAAGUGCUUCAAGUGUCAAACAUAAACAUAGAAGGGAUCUUAUAUCGAACAUAAUUGAAAUGAACAAUAUCAGGUUAAACAAA
Cucurbita maxima (winter squash) is the source of this 694-nucleotide messenger RNA. Its product is annotated as probable gamma-secretase subunit PEN-2. NCBI's taxonomy places the organism in Eukaryota, Viridiplantae, Streptophyta, Magnoliopsida, Cucurbitales, Cucurbitaceae. The record is from RefSeq and is a predicted model, not a curated record. Gene Ontology annotation, cellular component: gamma-secretase complex. Bases 77 to 490 code for a protein of 137 amino acids. The transcript has 2 exons.